Messenger RNA from Lachancea lanzarotensis, 1842 nucleotides. It is a transcript of the gene SPT20, whose product is annotated as LALA0S02e05644g1_1. The transcript has a single exon. Gene Ontology annotation, cellular component: SAGA complex. Lineage: Eukaryota; Fungi; Ascomycota; Saccharomycetes; Saccharomycetales; Saccharomycetaceae. Gene Ontology annotation, molecular function: transcription coregulator activity. The coding region runs from base 1 to 1842 and encodes 613 amino acids. The record is from RefSeq and is a predicted model, not a curated record. Gene Ontology annotation, biological process: regulation of transcription by RNA polymerase II.
AUGAACGAGAUCGGGCUCGGCGUCGCUGUUAAUAGUGCCGGAACAACGUCAAACGAUGUCUCUGAUGGAAGUUUUAGUCAGGCAAACUAUGGUUCAGGAUUGAGAAACGAGAAACUUAACCCGUCAAUGGGAGUCCCUGGAGGAAUUGGCGGUCAACAGCAAAUGCAUCAAUUUCAGCAGCAACAUCAGCAACAACAGCAGCAACAGCAGCAACAGCACUUAUUACAACAACAGCAGCAACAACAACAGCAACAGCAGCGCUUGUUGAUGCAGCAGAAACUGCGGCAGCAACAACAGCAGCAAGCGGUACAAAACUAUGAGAACCAAUUUUAUCAAUUUCUUAUGACCAUCAACAAGAAACCCAAACGACUGUACAAUUUUGCAGAAGAUACGGAUUCCAUUUUAAAAAAAUACGAACAGUUCCGUCCCAGUUUUGAAUUUCACAUCUACGAAAAUAACUACAAAAUCUGUGCGCCUGCAAACACCCGGUUGCAACAGCAGCAGAGAAUGCCUCAAGCCACUAGUGAUGGUUUGAUUCUCAACAAGAACAACGAAACUCUGAAAGAGUUUUUAGAAUACGUAGCGCGUGGAAGUAUUCCAGAAGCGAUUAUGGAGGUUUUGAAGGAUUGCAACAUUCAGUUCUACGAAGGAAACAUGAUUCUGCAGGUUUAUGACCACACAAACACGGUGGAUGUCAAGCAGACGCAGAAAGCGCCGUCAGAUCCAUCUCAAGCGGCUAGUGCAACCAGUUCAGAUCAUGCGGCAUCCAUGGAUUCUAAAGAAUCUGUCAAAAAUGCUUCUGGUCAACAAUCAGACUCACAAGGAAGGCCGCCCAGUCAACAGAGCAUACAUUUCAAUGAAUCUCCAGCCACCUCAAGUGCACCCAAGCCCGGCUCCACUGAUGAACAAGCAAACUCAACUGCUGGUACAGAGACUACCCCACAGGAAAAUGGGAACAAAGAAGUCGUUGCCACUUUCAAACGACCAAGGGUUUAUCGUACUCUACUGCGACCCAGCAGUCUUACUCAUUACUACGACAUGAUGUCGUAUGCCGAUCACACGCGUUUUUCUGAUAACAUUUAUCAACAGCUUGAGUCCGAAAUUCUUACUCUCACAAAACGCAACCUGAAACUUAAUGUUCCCUUGAAUCCUUUUGAGUAUAAGGAUAGAUUGGACGAUGCCGAUUUCUUGUCGAAAAAAGAACUUUGUCAUCGUGAACUCUCCACCAGGAAAGGAACAAAGAGCCAGGUCGGUCACAUAGAUCUUCAUGAAGAAUCUCCCCAGCAUAGUUCGAGUUACGAGCAAAUGAUGUUAAUCAUGAGUGAAAGAACAAGCACCACGACAACAUCAACAAUUGCGGCAUCUUUGGCGAAAAGUGCUGCAGAUUUGACAAGUACGUCACUUAAGAGCGGAGGAGGCAAAGGCGCAGCUUCUGCUUCGAGCUCAACGGGUAGAGGAAGCGGCAGUAAUUCUGUUGCAGCCGCUGCUGUUGCCGCUGCAGCAGCUGUAGGAUCAAGCAGUAACGACAACAACCAAUUCAGUAGACUAAAAUUUGUGGAGCAAUGGCGGGCAAACAAAGAAAAGCGGAAACAACAAGCAAUGAACGCAAAUGUUACGCCAACCACUUACAACCAAAGGAUAUCGAUGUCUGCGCCCUUGACCGCACAGCAAAUCAAGCAACAGCAGCAGCAAACAAUGGAACAGCAAAGAGGAGUUAAUAAAAGACCAGGAGAUGAAGAAAAGAACAAACCGAAAAAACAGCGUAAGACCACGAAAAAGGCCACCCCAGCUGUGACACCUGAUCCAGCCAAGAAGAAAAAAGCACCAAAGACUAAGAAGUAG